CUCUCGGAGUUUUCCUUUCCUUUUUUUCUUAUUCCCACCUCAUGCUCGACAGGUCUUGACCGACUCUUGUCUGUGUCUUGUCUACCUCUAUCGACUGACUCCAAACGCGAAAAGGCGCACGCCAUCCUCGUCUGGUUGUCUUCCAACCCUCAACAAAUCUCUACACCAAGAAACCCCCCCCUUUUAUUUUCCUUCUCCAUCUGUCGGACGUCCUGCGUCUCCCGCCGCUCCCCUCGCGACAAUGACCGCUCCCGAAUCCCCCAUGGCACAGUCGUCUGCCAUCCCGGCCUCGGCUAGCAACAAGGACCAGAUGGCGGCGACGCGCCGGCGCAGAAAGUCGAGCGUGCGAGGCCACGGCCACACCCACGAUCCCACGGCGCGCCAGUCCUCCAACAAGCAGGACCAGCUCGACAUGCUCUCCAAGCGCAGCCGUGCCCGCGCCAUCCUCCGCCGCUGCAAGCAUAUCGCUGUCAAGCACACCUGGACCACCCCGCUCGUCCUCAUCCUCGCCUUCCUCUCCAUCUACGCCGUCAACCCGACCGAGUCCAACAUCGUCCACCACUUCAUCUUUCUCUCCUACAAGGUGCCCCAGCAGGGCCUUGACGCCGUCGCCGGCAAUGCUGCCGCCGACCCCGACGCGCCCGCGCAGUAUGGCAAGGGUCUCUGGGAUAUCGCCUUUGUCUGCUUCUACGCCACCGUCCUGUCCUUCACGCGCGAGUUCAUCAUGCAGGAGCUCCUCCGCCCGCUGGCCAAGUUCUACGGCAUCCGCUCCCGCGGCAAGCAGCUGCGCUUCAUGGAGCAGGCCUACACCGCCAUCUACUUUGGCAUCCUCGGUCCCUUUGGCCUGUAUGUCAUGAGCCGCACCCCGGUGUGGUACUUCAACACCACCGGCAUGUACGAGUCAUUCCCGCACAAGACCCACGAAGCCGUCGUCAAGUUCUACUACCUGUUCGAGGCCGCCUAUUGGGCCCAGCAGGCCCUCGUCAUGCUCCUUGGCCUCGAGAAGCCGCGCAAGGACUACUACGAGCUCGUGGCCCACCACAUCGUCACCCUGUCGCUCAUCGGUCUGAGCUACCGCUUUCACUUCACCUACAUGGGCAUUGCCGUCUACCUGACCCACGAUAUCAGUGACUUUUUCAUGGCUAUGUCCAAGUCCCUCAAUUACAUCGACAGCCCAAUCACCGGGCCGUGGUACUGCCUCUCGCUGGCCUCGUGGAUCUACCUCCGCCACGUCAUCAACCUUAAGAUCCUCUGGUCCAUCCUUACCGAGUUUUCUACCGUCGGCCCCUAUGAGCUCAACUGGGAGACGCAGCAGUACAAGUGCUGGAUCUCCAAGACCAUCACCUUCGGUCUGCUCGGCCUGCUGCAGUCCCUCAAUCUCUUCUGGCUGUUCUUCCUCGUCCGCAUCGGCUACCGCUUUGUCUUCCACGACGUCAAGCAGGACGACCGGUCCGAGGCCGAGGACUCUGAGGCCGAGCCCAUGGAGACGAUUGACGAGCUUUCCAAGGUCGAUGCCGCGCCGAUUGUUACCGGCGAGGCCGCUCACGCUGCGCAGGCUGUUGUGAACGGCGUCGCCAAGGCUGCUGGUGGCGGCGUCGCGUCACGGACCCGGAGCCGACGCGCCGCGUAAAAGGGCGUUGCGAAGUAGCAUUUCGUCCGAUCAAUCAGUAGCAGCCCCGAUCUGAUCUGUGAGCUCGUCGGAGCUCGAUAUUUGUACAUGUAGUAUAUUUAAUAAUGCCUAAUGUGUAAUGACAAUGAAACAUGCUG
Molecule: messenger RNA, 1767 nt
Organism: Colletotrichum destructivum
Lineage: Eukaryota; Fungi; Ascomycota; Sordariomycetes; Glomerellales; Glomerellaceae
Product: Putative TRAM1-like protein
Exons: 2
Coding region: 242-1630 (462 amino acids)
Biological process (GO): ceramide biosynthetic process
Cellular component (GO): membrane
Molecular function (GO): sphingosine N-acyltransferase activity
Source: RefSeq, a predicted model, not a curated record